Messenger RNA from Colossoma macropomum (tambaqui), 5827 nucleotides. RefSeq names its product F-box protein 41 (gene fbxo41). The record is from RefSeq and is a predicted model, not a curated record. Bases 325 to 2742 code for a protein of 805 amino acids. Gene Ontology annotation, molecular function: protein binding. The transcript is spliced from 13 exons. NCBI's taxonomy places the organism in Eukaryota, Metazoa, Chordata, Actinopteri, Characiformes, Serrasalmidae.
GAGGAGAACUAAAAAAAAAUGGGGGAGAAACUGCGAGGGCUGAAGGUAGUGCUCAUACUGAAGAACAAGUAAGAAAUCAAACAGAACAACUACUAAAGCCAGGAAGCAAUAUGUACUGUGCUUACUUCACAGUCAGAAUGUGUGAAGAUUUCACAGUAUGUGGUUAAACUCCAGCAUCAUUCUUGCCUGUGGUAACUCAUGCAAACCUGAGAUGAGUCAAGCUCUCUGGUGCUUAGACCGCUUGGCCGCUAGUUUGGGGCGGCGCCCGGCGGUCUGAGCCCGACGCCACUCCUCCUUCCUGCUGGCCAGCCGCGGGAACGCGGCAUGGCCUCUCUGGACCUACCAUACCGCUGUCCUCGCUGUGGGGAGCACAAGCGCUUCCGGAGCCUGUCAUCGCUACGCGCCCACCUGGAGUACAACCAUACCUACGAGACUCUCUACGUGCUGUCCAAGUCCAACAGUGUGUGCGACGCUGCUGCGCUGCUCCCCCUGGUGGCCGACAGCGCCCUGGCUGCUGAGUCCCGCUUUCCGUACCGUGAGCUUCCCUGCUCAAGUGACGAAUCUUCCUCCUCCGCUGCCCGCUACCUUCCCAAUGUGGAGUUCCCCCUGGGCGAGAUACUCGUGAAGAAAGCCAUGAGCUCUGCGGACGCUGGGAACGCAAACAACGCCGUAGCCGUGGCAGCCAACGUGGCGGCGAGCGCAGUGGAGGCUGCCUAUGAGGAGGGCCUGGCAAGGUUAAAGGCCAGGGCCUUCGAGCGCCUUGAGCUGGACGAGAGGCUGGAGAAGCUGUCAGAGGAGGUGGAGCAGAAGAUCGCAGCACGUGUGGGACGUCUGCAGGCUGAGCUGGAGCGCAAGAGCUCUGAGCUGGAGAAGGCCAAGCUGGAGAGUGAGAGACUGAGCCAGGAGAAGCAAGACCUGGAGGACAAGGCUUCGGAGCUGUCACGCCAGGUGGACGUGUCUGUGGAGAUGCUGGCCAGCCUCAAGCAAGACUUAGCGAACAAGGAGCAGGAGCUUACUCACAAACAGCAAGAGGUGGCACAAAUCGAUCAGUUCCUGCAGGAGACGGCGGCGCGGGAGGCCAGCGCGAAAGUGCGCCUGCAGCAGUUCAUCGAGGAGCUCCUGGACAGAGCCGACCGCGCUGAGAAACAGCUCCAGAUCAUCAGCAGCUGUGGAACAACACCAAACGGCAGCCUGGGCUGCUGCAGCCUGCAGGGCUCCAAAGCCAAUGGACGACAGAGGAACUCCAGUAUCUCUGGAUCAAGGGGCAUGUACCAAGUGUCUGAUCGGCGCUCCUCCCCCAGCACUGGGGCAUCUGGCCGGGUGAAGUCGGUGUCUCAGGGCUCGGCAGUAGGCUACGACAGUGACAGUGUAGACCUGCAUGCUCUGGAGGGCAGCCUGGAGGCACAGUACUACCAUGCACAGUGCCGCCUCGGAGAGUCUGGGGCUUACGAGCGGGCCCCUUCGUCUGGCGGGGCUCCCCGCAACUGGGGGCUCCGCAAGCAGGCCAUCCAGAACUGGCAGCGGCGGCCCUACCGCAAUAGCACAGAAGGCGAAGAGGGCGAUGUGUCUGAUGUGGGCUCCCGUACCACCGAGUCGGAGGCGGAACUCUGGGAGCAGGAGAGGAGGGCGUCCGCUGACAGCCAGCAGCACGGAGGCCACCGCGGAGGAUACCGGCUAGGCACAGGGCGUUCAGAAGCUGGCUACAAACCCUGCCGCCAUGAGAAGAGCCCCUCUAAGUCCAAUGAGGUGAUUAGUCCUGAGGUGCUGAAGAUGCGGGCUGCGCUGUUCUGCAUCUUCACCUAUUUGGACACCAAAACCCUGCUGAGGGCUGCUGAGGUGUGCCGGGACUGGAAGUUUGUGGCGCGUCACCCAGCCGUCUGGACCAGGGUGCUUCUGGAAAACGCUCGCAUCUCCUCCAAGUUCUUGUGCACACUGUCUCAGUGGUGCACGCAGACGCACUCUCUAAUCCUGCAGAACCUCAAACCCAGGCAGAGAGGGAAGAAGGAGACCAAGGAGGAGUAUCUGAAGAGCACACGUGGGUGUCUAGAGGAGGGUCUGGAGGCCUUGCUAAAAGCUACAGGAGGAAACCUGCUAAUUCUGAAGGUGUCUCAUUGUCCUAACCUGCUGACUGACCGCUCUCUGUGGCUGGCCAGCUGCUACUGCCGAGCUUUGCAAGCUGUUACGUAUCGGAGUGCCACAGACCCUGUGGGCCAAGAAGUUAUCUGGGCAUUAGGAGCAGGCUGCAGAGACAUUAUCUCCCUACAGGUGGCGCCCUUACAUCCCUGUCAACAGCCAGCACGAUUCAGUAACAGAUGUCUGCAGACGAUUGGCCGAUGCUGGCCACACCUGCGAGCCUUGGGAGUAGGCGGAGCUGGAUGUGGUAUACAAGGCUUGGCUUCUUUGGCAAGGAACUGCAUGCGGCUACAGGUGCUGGAGCUGGACCAUGUCAGUGAGAUAAACCAGGAGGUGGCUGCUGAGGUGUGCCGAGAGGGUCUAAAGGGCCUGGAGAUGCUGGUGCUCACCUCAACCCCGGUCACUCCUAAAGCCCUUCUCCACUUUAACAGUGUGUGUCGUAACCUGAAGUCCAUCGUUGUGCAAAUAGGUAUUGAAGAUUAUUUUGAAGACCCCAACAGCCCGGAGGCAAGAAAGCUCUUUGAUGAGAUGGUGAACAAGCUCCAGGCGUUGAAGAAGAGACCAGGCUUCUCCAAAAUCCUCCACGUGAAGGCUGACGGUCUGUGCUAACCACACACCACUAUAAUGAAACCCAGCGCAAGGUUGUGAAAUCCUCCAACCUGAACAAGUCAUUCUCUCCUCUGUGAAAAAGGCUGAACCUCCAUCUUCAGUCUCAGCUACCAUGUCACUGACAAACAGGAAACUCCAUACUACAGUAUUAUGAGUUGAAGACAAUAAACCUGUAACUAACAUAGCUAACAGGUUUGGAUUUUUAACAGUCUUCAGAGGGACAUUAUGAUCGGUCUCCUUUCAGCGACACAAGCUGAAACAGAUUCAGAUAAUGGGCUGAGUUUUAAUGGAUAAGACACUCUCUGACUUAUUCAUGACUUUGUCUCAUACGUCAAAGACCGUAUCUUUGUCUUCAUAGCACACAGCUGCAACCUGGAGUGGCCUCUUCUUCCAGCCAAGGAACAUGAAGAUUUCAAAAGCUGGUGAACCAUGGAACUCAAGCAGCACAUGUAUGAAAUAUACAGUUACAAAGGAAGGAACAGACUGAGGAAGGGUAUGAGUGUGCAUGUGUGUUUGUUUGUGCGUGUGGUGUGCAGUUUUGCUCCUUGAUAUUAAGCAAAACAGAGAACCUAGAAAUGAAAUUCAACACGUCACCACCACUGACUUGGGUUAGCAUUCUAAUGGCCAUAUUUCUGUAGAACACCAACUCAUCAACAACACCAGCUUCACUCUUAGCAAUCUAAGUCCCUUCCGUAAGGAAACUCCUUAGAAUCUAUUGCUAUAGCAGCUUUGUCCUGCCCAAUCAAUGAAAACACCAGGAUGUAGAAAAAGAAAGCCAGCGAAUGCAAGAGAUUCUCCUGCAGUAUCUUCUCUUAUAAGCAGAAUCAGCAAGUGUGUUCCCUUUUACAGUAAUUUACUAUUAUUCACAUCUUACCAUGAGAUUAAGUGUUACUUCUCUCAUGUGUACCCAGUUCUUUGGACUGGGUUGCAUGCAGUUUUGUGGUGCCGUCUUUUUGAAAAUGUGCUCUUCACAGGUUUUUAGGAGGGUUAAAAAACGUUUCGUUGAUUUAGGUUGAAUCCAUGGUGCCAUUCGUGUCCUUGAGGGAUAUCAAGGGUUAUAGACUACAUUCUGCAUCAGCAUCCACGAAAAAGAUGACAUUUCAAUUUAGCUGACGUGGUGCUUUCACUCCAUUGCCAGAUGAGCAUUACUGAUAAUGUUGGUAACUUUAAGUUCUCAUAUUCAGUCCAUGAAAAAGCCUUUUUUACCAUUCAGCAUAUUAUCACUGAUCAUGUGUUGGCUUUUCUUCCCUGCAGCUCAGGUUGUGUCUCAGUAGAGCUACUGAGCAAGUCUGAAGAGAUGAUGCUGCUGCUUUUGCACUGAACCACACACUUUCAGUGGGUACGUUUGAAUCCCCGUAGGGUGUCACUGUAGGGGAGCACCAUUAGAAAUAUGGUGUCCUUACCAGCGGCAUUUUUCAUGUUCUGCCUUUUCUUUGAGAGUGAUACAGUAAAGAACCCAUUUGUGUAGAUACAUACGUUUUGCUUGAUAGGUUAAAUCUGGCUCCCAGUAGGUUGGGGACUACAGGAACAGGCAAGAUUCAGAGAAAAUUCUCCCCAAGCCCUGUGCAAUUGCAUUUUCCCUUGAAUCACAUUUGUCAGGUAGAGAUUGAGUUGAGUUUGAUAAGCUCUUAUUUUGCCAAGACUCAUUAACAUCUGGAGAUGUUACAGUAUGCCAUAGCUCUGAUGCUCCUUCAGAAACUUGCUAAUGCAAUAAUUACAAUGCAGGCAAUGGUUUCUACCACGUUUCUGCACUCUUGGUACUGUACCAGUUACCCAUCAGGCAAUGGUGUUCCCCUUGGGCCAGCCUCUACUCCAAGUGCUUUAGUCCAGGGGGAUCACUCUCAUGGUGCAAUGCUGUACUUUCUGUCUUAAAAAAAACUCCUCACAGGGCUUAACUGGACUGUAUUCUACUGAGUGCCCUGUCUUGACCUCUGUAUACGUUCUACAGCUGGCUUGAAGAGUUGAAUGGUUGGUGUAGGAUGGUUCUUGAGCUGGUGAUGCUUGGUAGAACUAGUAGGAGAGACUAUAGUGAGAUAUUGUUGAUCAUACAACAUUCCUUUCAUUCUAAUGCGGACUGGGGUUCAACUAUAAUGGUGGCGUUCCAGUGCUGGAACAGUGCACUUCUUCAACUAGCCCACUUGUCUACAUUUUGAGUUCCUGACAAUCCGUCUCCUGAAGACUAUAAAAGCUGUACAUAUGUUGUUUAUGCAGAUCUAAGGAAUUAUGUUAAUAUUCUUAGGUGGAAGUGAAGGAGAAAAAAAUGGAGCAUCAUCAAGGUCCUCCACUCCAAACAGAUUUUUGGUUUUCCAAAGUUUCUUCUGUGGUGCCCAAGUUCAACCACAUGAAAUAUGACUUUCAAAGAAUAGUGUUGAAUUUGCAGUACGUUGUGUAUCAUAGAUGCUUUAUAUAUUGAAUGUGUAUCAGAGUCCUAUAGAGAUGGAAAUUAUUUAAAAAGAGAAAAAGUUUAUUUGAGCUAUUUAUUUCUAUAAAAAUGUCUAUAAUGAUGGCAUGUUUGUGUUCAUGCAUAAUACAUCAUGUUGCCUUCUUAACUGUUCGACUAUAGUUGCUAGAAUAUUAGAUGUAAGAGCUUUAUUGCUUGCUAUGUUUCAUUUUUAGGCUGAGCAAUCUUUGCACCAUAAUAUAAAAAAAAGAAAUGCUAAUGUUUAGUAUUAAGGUGUUAUUUGGUGUCACUUUGUUUAAUGUUGAGCUUUUUGCAGUAUUUGGCAUAUGAUGCACUUUUUAUCCAAGCUCAUUCUGAGUUCAGUGAUUGCUAGUUUUGUAAAGUUCUGUAACAAACCCAUUCUAUCUUCAGUAAUGGCCAUGCAAUCCUUCCAUCACUGGAUUUCUUCUCUCUUGUGCCAAAACACAGGAAAAACUAGCUUUACCAUGACAAAAGUUUCUUUUCAUAUGAUUUACCAUGACGACAGGGCCUAGUUUCCCCAUGUCAGUUAAGUGGGUGUCAUAAAUUAGCAUAGUUUUGCAGUGCUUUGAGAAGCUAGGCCCUGAAUGCUCUUUGGUGAACACCUGCUGUUAAAACAUCAUGAUUGUAGAAGUUCAUUUUGAAAUAAAGUACAAUUGCACAAGA